Molecule: messenger RNA, 2283 nt
Organism: Necator americanus (New World hookworm)
Lineage: Eukaryota; Metazoa; Nematoda; Chromadorea; Rhabditida; Ancylostomatidae
Exons: 3
Coding region: 1-2283 (760 amino acids)
Source: RefSeq, a predicted model, not a curated record
AUGUCUAAAAUACCAAGCCAGCAGGUGGUCAUUGUCGGAAUCGACGCAAAUGCGAAGAUCGAACUGCAAUCCUAUGUGCUAGGAAAAUGGCAUUAUCCAGCGGAGCGCACAUCGGACAACGGUGACCGUCUGAUCGACUUGCGUGAACAGACGGGCCUCAUCAUCGCUUCCACAUUUAAGAGGAAUCAUCGACGCCAUCAGCUCACGUGGCAGGGGUCAACCCUUUUAAUGCCUGAACAGCAGCGCAAACGGAAGAUGAGGACUCUUAAGCUUCAGCUCGAUUACGUUCUGUGGGAACAUUCUUCAGUCGGAUAUCCGAAAAUCCAGAGCUGUUUGGGACGUUGUUUCGACUCUGACCACCGUCCAGUUCUUCUCAGACUUAAGGUUGCAAAAGAGAAGAGAGAAAACCGAGGAGUUGCUCUUCAACCGAAAAUCGACAUUGUAGGUCUGAAAGACGAUGAAUGCAGAACGAAACUCCGCCAACGUGUGCCUAGUCAUGUUGGAGUACGGAACAGGAAGAAGCUUAGCGAUGCGGAUUCCUUCACGAAGUGCAUCCAGGACGCUGCAGGGGAAACGCUCCCGGUUCUAUUGCCGCGGAAGAAGUUUGCCUUUGCAUCUGCGGAAACAAAAUCCACACACAAUUCUGUAUGUGUCGCGCGCAGCGCUGGUGACUUCAACCAGGAGAAGCGUCUUAGAAGGAAGCUGCGUCGUCAACUGCAACAAGACCGCGAUAACGAGUGGACGUCAAGAGCGAUGGAGUUUGAGAAGGCGUGGGAGGACAGGAACCCGCGGAAAGGCUAUGCUUUACUAAAACAGUAUAGCGGCAAAAUGAAAAGAUGUUCCCCUGUCCUCAACACUGCCAAUGGGAUCUUGCUGAACCGGCUAGCACCGUCAGCCCCUGAACUCGAACACGUUCAUAGACCGACGUAUGCGGUUAAAGAGGAGCCACCGACCGAGUCGAAGGUUUUAGUCUGUAUUCAAAAAAUGAAGAAUGGAAAAUCUGGUGGAGACGACGGGAUUAGCGCAGAAAUGCUAAAACAUUUUCCUCCGUCUAGGAUUCGUGAGAUGACAGAGAUCAUCCGUUCAAUAUGGAUAGACGAAAGUAUACCUGAUUCGUGGAGGCACGCUAUCAUAAUUCCCCUCCACAAGAAGUUAUCCGUCACGGACCCCAGGAAUUACAGAGGAAUCUCUUUGCUGCGUGUUAUGUACAAGGUAUUGGAGCGCAUUAUCCUGGACCGACUCAUUAAACAUCGCGAAGAAACAACGCGCGACGAGCAAGCUGGCUUUCGUCCUAGCCUAUCUACGAUUCACCAGGUGUUCAUCGUUAGGAUAGUGAUCGAAAUUUGGCAGCGGUAUUCGAAGCCAAUGCAACUAACGUUUCUGGACUUUGAAGCCGCGUUCGACUCCCCUCACCGACACCGUCUUCUCAACGCGCUCCGCGCCGAUGGAGUACCAGGAAAGUUAGUUCGUUUGCUUGAUGACAUGAAUCAACGAACAACUGCUGCAGUUCGAACACCAGCCGGAUGUACAACACCGUUUGAAGUGGUAACUGGAGUAAGACAAAGGGCAGUGGCAGGACCGGCAGGACCCUUCCUGUUCAAUUUCGCCACCGACGACAUUAUGCGAAGAACAGUCGACCAGUGUCCGACCAUUUUCUUAGCACCAUCAGGAAGCCCCUUGACUGACCUCGAGUACGCCGACGAUGUUAUAUUCGCGGAAAGCAGUGCGAAACUUCAACAUGUCGCCAGCCUUGUAUCGAAGCUGGCUGCAGCCUAUGGACUAGGUCUACACCCUGAUAAGUGCAAGCAGAUGUGGAUCUCUUCGAGACCUCGAACGGGAAUCAGGGUGGACAGACAACCGAUAGAACUCGUCGACGAGUUCUGUUGCCUGGGCUGCACGCUGAAGAACAACGGCAGCUACGAGAGAGAUGUUCAACAAAGAUGCGCCAAGGCCACUUCUGCAUUUAACUCCUUAACGAAAUGCCUGUGGUCGAUCCCCAUCACCAACGAAGUCAAGCUACGAGUCUACCCAUCCGCAAUUCGCCCCAUCAUGAUGUACGGAUCGGAGACUUGGGCAGCACCAUCAACGAUUAUGGAGAGGCUUGACUGCACGGAACGAAAGCUGCUUAGACGGCUACUUGGCUACUUUUGGCCAGGAAUAUGGUAUAGCGACGAAUGGAUUGACUCUGUGCGAGCUCUCGCAGAAGAUCGAAAAGGUUGGGCAGAGCUGUGUUCAAGGACGGCACACCUCAACGAAGAUGCGGGCAAUCGCGUCAGGCGAUGA